UGGAUUUCCACCAGUAAAUGAACGUCCUCCAAAUACAGGAUUUCUAGAAUAUAAUUUAAUAAGUGGAAUUCCAUUUCCCAACGAAACUUUUGAUUAUGUUCAUGUGUCAUCGAUGUGGUCAGCGUUUACUAAACAACAGUACAUAAAUGUAAUCCAUGAAUUAGUACGUGUAACGAAAUACAACGGAUGGAUUGAGAUUUUCGAACCUAAUAUGGAUUUUAAAAAUUUGGGAAAUUCUAUGAAAGGUGUUCAAGAUGCUUUUCAUACAAAGUUAAAAGAAAAUGGGAUCGAACCAAUGAUAUUUUUAGAAAUAUCUAAAUGUAUCAAAUCAAUUAAUGAAUUAACUAAUAUCGAACACAGGAAAUUGAAUGAAUCAAUAGGAGGAUGGGCAGGAAGAGGUGGAGAAUGUGUGUUGGAGGCCGUUCAACAAGUUUAUGAAUCUGCUACUUAUAUGGGAAUAUCCCAAAGCGAUUAUCAAAAAUUAAUUGAAGAUUUCGAUAAUCAAUGUAAUCAAAAUUGUACUUAUAUAGAAACACAUAGCUUUUUUGCUAAAAAAGUAAAAAUUCCAGAAUCAUAA
This is a messenger RNA of Dentiscutata heterogama, 577 nucleotides long. The record is from the annotation of a GenBank genome assembly. NCBI's taxonomy places the organism in Eukaryota, Fungi, Glomeromycota, Glomeromycetes, Diversisporales, Gigasporaceae.